UAGUUUGUUUAAAGUUUGAUUAGACUUGUAAACAUCUCAUAAGCCCAAGCCCAUCUAAGAACUCCCCACAACCUUCCAACAGCAAUACGACGUCGUACUGUUCUCCACCAACCUCCGGCCGGCGGGCAACUUUGAUCGCAAUUUCAACCCAUUUCAGUUAAAAAUCAAAAUCUACUGAUAUUGAUCGAAGAAUGUAUACUGUUAUUCCUCGAGCUUUCAGCUCCAAUUGGGCAUUCAUAAAUGGCGGCGAUUCCCAUUCUUGUAAGAGAUUUCAAAAAUCCCCAAUUGGACCACUUUCGUUUGUUCUUACAACAGGCAACAACAAAAGAUUCAGUUCAUCAUGUCUGAAUCCAGUUUCUUCCUCUUCCCAGAUUCGCCUCAACGAUUCUCAAGCAGCUGAAAAGGAAUCUGUUUUGAUAUUGAUGAGGCACGGAGAAUCGAUGUGGAACGAGAAGAAUCUGUUCACGGGUUGCGUAGAUGUGCCGUUGACUAGUAAAGGAGUCGACGAAGCAAUUGAAGCCGGUAAGAGAAUUCGAAACCUACCUUUAGACAUUAUCUAUACAUCGGCUUUGAUCCGUGCUCAAAUGACAACAAUGCUUGCUCUUACACAACACCACUGCAUGAAGGAUCCGGUGAUUAUGCAUCACGAGACGGAACAAGCAAGAAUAUGGAGUCAGAUUUACAGCGAGGACACCACAAAGCAAACUAUUCCCGUCAUCGAAGCCUGGCAACUAAACGAAAGAAUGUAUGGGGAGCUACAAGGUUUUAAUAAACAAGAAACGGCUGAAAAAUACGGUAAGGAGCAAGUUCAUAACUGGCGUAGAAGCUAUCACGUUCGUCCCCCAAACGGGGAGAGCUUAGAAAUGUGCUUAGGCAGAGCUGUCACCUUUUUCAAAGAACACAUCGAGCCAUUGCUUUGGAGUGGAAAGCAUGUGAUGGUUGUAGCUCACGCGAAUUCUUUGAGGUCCAUAAUUAUGUACCUCGAUAAGUUGACUUCUCGACAGGUCAUCAAUUUAGAGCUGUCGACCGGUGUGCCUAUGCUGUACAUUCAUAGAGAAGGAAACUUUUUCAGGCGCGGAAGUCCGAUUGGUUCUUCCGAGGCUGGUGCUUAUGCUUAUACUGAGAGCUUGGCUUUGUACAGGCAACAAUUAGACUAAACAACUAAACCAAUGAUGGAGAUUAAGAAGAUGCUUCUUGUAAGAGAUUAUGUAUUCUGAGGUAUAUUCUGCUGAAUGCUAUUACAGAGGAUUUUUAUUUGGCGCGUGUGUUGUAUGGUUAUGUUAUGUAAGUCCGAUUUAUUUUUUUAUUAUUUUAGAGGAAAAAAAGAAAUUCUGUUUGGUUUUGUU
Molecule: messenger RNA, 1346 nt
Organism: Erythranthe guttata (spotted monkey flower)
Lineage: Eukaryota; Viridiplantae; Streptophyta; Magnoliopsida; Lamiales; Phrymaceae
Product: 2,3-bisphosphoglycerate-dependent phosphoglycerate mutase 1
Biological process (GO): glycolytic process
Molecular function (GO): intramolecular phosphotransferase activity
Source: RefSeq, a predicted model, not a curated record